ACCCGCGGCUACUUAAGGCAGAGGGGCCGCAGCCGGCAGCAGUUGCGCUACGACUGCUUUGGGAGUAGUGGACGCGGCAAAAAUUUUGACCAUGACCCCCCACAGGCUGCUGCCGCCACUGCUACUGCUAACUCUGCUGCUUGCUGCCCGCCCAGGAGGCGCCUUGGCACGGUGCCCAGGCUGCGGGCAAGGGGUGCAGGCGGGCUGUCCAGGGGACUGCGCGGAGGAGGAGGAUGCGGGGCUGCAGGCGGAGGGUUGUGCAGAAGCUGGAGGCUGUCUCAGGAGGGAGGGGCAGCAGUGCGGGGUCUACACUCCUAACUGCGCCCCCGGACUGCAGUGCCAGCCGCCGGAGGAAGAUCAAGCGCCUCUGCGGGCGCUGUUGCUGGGUCGGGGCCGCUGCCGCCGGGCCCGCUCGCGCUCUGGGGAGAAUCCUAAGGAGAGUAAACCGCAAGCGAGGACCACUCACCCACAGGACGUGAACCGCAAAGACCAACAGAGAAACCCAGGGCUCUCUACGAGUCCUGCCAGGCCCAAUCCUGGGAUUGUCCAAGACACUGAGAUGGGCCCAUGUCGCAGACAUCUGGACUCAGUGCUGCAGCAACUCCAGACUGAGGUCUACCGAGGGUCUCAUACCCUCUAUGUGCCUAAUUGUGACCAUCGGGGCUUCUACCGGAAGCGGCAGUGCCGCUCCUCCCAAGGGCAGCGCCGAGGUCCCUGCUGGUGUGUGGAUCGGAUGGGCCAGCCUCUGCCAGGGUCCCCGGACAAUGAUGGAAGUUCCCCCUGCUCCACUGGGAGCAGCAGCUAAGGCUGGGUGGGAGCCUGCAGGGUCACUGGCAGGACCAGGGGCUGUCAUCUUGGGUCAUUUGUUGAGUAAUGAGUAAUUCAGGGCCCUGAGCCCCUCU
This is a messenger RNA of Rhinolophus ferrumequinum (greater horseshoe bat), 902 nucleotides long. RefSeq names its product insulin like growth factor binding protein 6 (gene IGFBP6). Lineage: Eukaryota; Metazoa; Chordata; Mammalia; Chiroptera; Rhinolophidae. The record is from RefSeq and is a predicted model, not a curated record. Gene Ontology annotation, molecular function: fibronectin binding; insulin-like growth factor II binding; insulin-like growth factor I binding. Gene Ontology annotation, biological process: regulation of insulin-like growth factor receptor signaling pathway. The transcript has 4 exons. Gene Ontology annotation, cellular component: extracellular region. Bases 92 to 805 code for a protein of 237 amino acids.